This is a messenger RNA of Anolis sagrei ordinatus, 2842 nucleotides long. RefSeq names its product cytochrome b-245 beta chain (gene CYBB). Gene Ontology annotation, cellular component: plasma membrane; NADPH oxidase complex. Gene Ontology annotation, biological process: superoxide anion generation; defense response. Gene Ontology annotation, molecular function: superoxide-generating NAD(P)H oxidase activity. NCBI's taxonomy places the organism in Eukaryota, Metazoa, Chordata, Lepidosauria, Squamata, Anolidae. The record is from RefSeq and is a predicted model, not a curated record.
UCACAAUAAGCGAAGCUAGUUCAGUUUCAUUUGUGCAGUCACCAUCAUGGGCAACUGGGUGGAAAAUGAGGGGCUCUCCAUAUUUGUCAUUUUUGUAUGGCUGGGUUUAAAUGUCUUCCUCUUCUGGUGGUUCUACCAAGUAUAUGAUCUUGGGGAACAGUUCUUCUACACAAGAGAACUUCUUGGGCCAUACCUGGCACUGGCCCGGGCACCUGCAGCAUGUCUGAAUUUCAACUGCAUGUUGGUUCUGCUUCCUGUGUGUCGAAAUCUGCUCUCCUUCCUCAGAGGCUCAAGUGCGUGCUGCUCAGUGCGUGUCAGAAGACAACUGGACAGAAACCUCACUUUUCACAAACUGGUUGCCUGGAUGAUUGCACUCCAUACUACAAUCCAUACGAUAGCCCACUUAUUUAAUGUUGAAAGGUUGGUUGAUGCGCGAAACGAAGAGACGAAAACUAUCCAGGCUGUGCUGUCUGGUUUGGGUGAUCGGAAAGAUGAAUCCUACUUGAAUUUUGCCAGAAAGAAACUUAUGAAUCCUGAGGGUGGUCUCUACGUAGCAUUUACAACCUUGGCAGGACUCACUGGUGUCAUCAUUACAUUGUGUCUCAUACUAAUUAUCACAUCAUCUACAAAAACAAUUCGAAGAUCAUAUUUUGAAGUAUUUUGGUUCACCCAUCAUUUGUUUGUUAUCUUUUUUGCUGGUCUUGUCAUCCACGGAGCAGGAAAAAUUGUGCGUGGACAGACACGGAGUAGUUUAGAUGUGCAUAAACCAGAAAUCUGUGCCAGAAAUUACACCAACUGGGGGAAUUUGCCUUCUUGUCCUAUACCACAAUUUGCUGGAAAUCCUCCUAUGACAUGGAAAUGGGUGGUGGGCCCUAUGAUUCUGUAUGUCUUUGAAAGGCUGGUGCGCUUCUGGCGAUCACAACAAAAGGUUGUUAUCACAAAGGUUGUCACUCAUCCUUUCCAAACCUAUGAACUCCAGAUGAAGAAAAAGGGCUUUAAGAUGGAAGUGGGGCAAUACAUUUUUGUGAAAUGCCCUGCAGUAUCCAUGCUGGAAUGGCACCCUUUCACAUUGACUUCUGCUCCUGAAGAGGAUUACUUCAGCAUUCACAUACGUGUUGUAGGGGACUGGACAGAUGGCUUGUUUAAAGCUUGUGGAUGUGACAAGGAAGAAUUCCAAGAUGCCUGGAAAUUGCCCAAAAUAGCUGUUGAUGGUCCCUUUGGUACCGCCAGUGAAGAUGUAUUUAGUUAUGAAACUGUGAUGUUGGUUGGAGCUGGCAUUGGAGUUACUCCUUUUGCAUCAGUCCUCAAGUCGGUGUGGUACAAAUACUGCAAUGAUGCCAUUAACCUCAAACUCAAAAAAAUCUAUUUUUAUUGGCUCUGCAGAGACACCCAUGCUUUUGAAUGGUUUGCUGAUCUUCUGCAAUCACUGGAGAUUCAAAUGCAGGAAAAGGAUAAUGCAAACUUUCUCAGCUACAACAUCUAUCUAACUGGCUGGGAUGAAUCUCAGGCUACUCAUUUUACAGUACACCAUGAUGCAGAGAAAGAUGUGAUUACAGGCUUGAAGCAGAAAACCUUGUAUGGAAGACCAAACUGGGAAAAUGAGUUCAAAACAAUUGGAAGUCAGCAUGCAAGUUCCAGGAUUGGCGUUUUCCUGUGCGGACCCGAAGCCUUGGCUGACACCUUAAAUAAAAUGUGCAUUAGCAAUUCAGAUGCUGACCCACGAGGAGUACACUUCAUAUUCAACAAAGAAAAUUUCUGAUCAUAUUUGCUCCACAAAAAAGGAAAAAGAAAGAAUAGCUGCAUUUUAUUCACAUGUUUGUGUAUAUGUGGAGUUUGAGGACAACAAAGUUUACAUUGUUAUCGUAAACAUCCUUCUUACUAGAAUUUUUAAAAAAGUUCUAGAUUUGCUUGCAUUGCUUCUGUAUUUGGUACAGCUCUGCCAAAUAUGCUUUCUUCAAUUUAACCUGUUUUGGAUUGCAUUUGUAUACAUCCUGAACUCAAUUGGACUUACUACAGAUCAGUCACACAAGUUGUAUGGUUGAUUUGACACAUCUCUUAUCUGUAAUUACAAAAUUCCCCUAAAAAUCUGAUACACGUUUUCAAACGCUUUAAUGAUUAGCUUGGAAUCUCCCCUGCCACUUUAGUUUCCAGCUGCAAUAGUAGAAACUGUUGGUUCAUUGAGCUUGCCACAGACAGUGGUCCAAACAGGGUUGCCAGAUCACCUUUAUUCUUUGCUCUGCAAGAACUUCACUGGAGAUAGAAAAACUCAAAGAGCAGAGGGAAACCUAUUAAUAACUAGGAUAUAUUUUUCUUUUUAAAAAUCAUUUUACAUGAACACUAGAAUAGCAACACUUAGGGUGCUUUUACACUAGAAUUAAUGCAUGUUUGAUGCUGCCAUGGCAUCAUGGGAGUUGUAAUUUUACAACUGUAGCCUCUUCUAGCAAAUUGGUGCCUCACCAGAUUUCCAUAAGACUGAGCCAUGGUAGGUAUCGUAGUGUCAAACUGCAUUUGUGCACAGGCAAUUUCACCCUCUCCACCUGACAUCUCAAUUUCAUACAUGUGUGCCUUCAAGUCAUCUGUGGAUUUAUGUCAGUCCCAUGGGAUUACAUAAGGUUUUCUUAGCCAAGGAAUGCUCAGAAGUGGUUUAUCAUUUCCUUCCUCGGAAACAGCCUACAGCACCUGUUAUUUGUUUUCAAUCUCCCAUCCAAGUGCUAAACAGAGAUGACACAGCUUACCUUCCAAAUUAAUUUUCCAGUUCUUUGUUUGUUCAUAAGACAGGAUGAAUGAUUGAUAUGCGAUGCUUUAAUUGUAUGUGCAUUAAAUUAGAAUGUUAAUAUUUUGA